Messenger RNA from Phanerochaete carnosa HHB-10118-sp, 1061 nucleotides. RefSeq lists its product as uncharacterized. The transcript is spliced from 4 exons. NCBI's taxonomy places the organism in Eukaryota, Fungi, Basidiomycota, Agaricomycetes, Polyporales, Phanerochaetaceae. The coding region runs from base 127 to 1056 and encodes 309 amino acids. The record is from RefSeq and is a predicted model, not a curated record.
GCGCGGACAUGUUUAGUGGAGAGACUCUGUUGCUGUUUUUCAUGUCCUUCUCGACGUCAUUCCAUGGUCAGCAAUUCGAUACUCUUUUAUGUCUCUGUCCCGUAGAAAUCUAGCAUCGCGAACCUCAUGACUUCCUCAGACUCGUCCCACCAGCCCGGACGCCUCUCUCUCCACCCUCAUCCGUCCCAGAUAGCUCGCCCGCUCCCCUUCUUCCACCCCACACACGCGCUAUUUGUUCCCUCAGAGACGUCACAGCCCGGCGAGCCAACAAACUCUACGCAUUGGUCCUCCAGAGCGUCCCGCAAAAACCGAUACACACCCAAGCACGUCCCAUUACAACGCUAUCAAGAUGCCUCAAGACCGACAGACGAGAAAAUGCAGCAACACCACACCGUUAUGCUCACAGAGAAACGGCUGCGGCAUCCGUAUACUAUGCUGAAGGUGCACCUCGUGUGGGAUGUGUCCUUCUGGGUCGCGGUCGCUUUCGUUAUCGGUUCUGCUGCAUGGAUAUGCAACGGGCACCUGCUAUAUACCCCACUCUCCCCGACGCCCUCCCCUCCACACAAGAACGCCGCCGCCUGGCUGGCAUUCGUCGGCGGCACGUCCUUCGUGGUCGGCGCGUACCUAAUGUACGUCGAGAGCCUGCCCGCCAACACCGGGCACGCCGAGCUGUACGACGAGUUCCACGAACAUCUUGCGCGGCUUGGAGGAGAUCUGGAGAGGCAUGUGGGAACACACAACGAAGAUGGUGCCACGGACGUGAAGCCGAAGCAGGGUCGGACACUCAGAUGGGUCGGCCUAGGAUCCCCGCGAGACAUCGGGUUCCUGGCCUCGCUGAUUCAGUUCUUCGCCGCCAGUGUAUUCUGGAUAUCCACAAUCACGGGUCUCCCUAACGUCAUACCCACCCUUGAUGAGAAGAACACCGCCGUGUCGGUCGUGCUGUUCUGGACGCCGCAGGUCGUCGGAGGAUGCGGCUUCAUGGUCGCUUCGGUUCUGCUCAUGCUCGAGGAGCAGAAGGCUUGGUGGAAGAUUGCCCCCCUGAGGCUCGGCUGGUGAGCUUU